Thermothielavioides terrestris NRRL 8126 is the source of this 1252-nucleotide messenger RNA. RefSeq lists its product as uncharacterized. The record is from RefSeq and is a predicted model, not a curated record. The transcript has 4 exons. Bases 255 to 944 code for a protein of 229 amino acids. NCBI's taxonomy places the organism in Eukaryota, Fungi, Ascomycota, Sordariomycetes, Sordariales, Chaetomiaceae.
GGCCGACGGCCCCACUGUUACUUCACAUGAACAGGAAGAAGCCGACGAACCGGAUGCGUCGAAUCAACUUGUACUCCGCAACCGUCGGUUUGGAUUCAAUGCAUGCCACUCGCUUCCAGACUUCCGUCCGAGUUUUGGCCCAGUAUUUUGGGCGAAGCCGUAACUAUAUCGGGCGUUCAUCCCUUGGAUCGCUCGGAUCAACGGCUCAUCGACCUCGGCUACCUACCCCGGCUCUAAACCGCCAGUUAUCCGGCAUGGCUGCCGCGAGCGUCCCAGACUCCCACGAUCCCAUCGUGAGAGCACUUCAAGAGUACACCACUUGCGACGUCGCCGACGCGCUGGUCAAGCUCGAGGUCUACCACGGCGGCUUCCUGCCCGGCAUCACUCUGUGGUCGCCGCGGCGGCAGGACGGGCCGACCAAGAUCGUCGGCCCGGCGUACACGGUGCAGUACGCGCCGGCGCACGACGGGCGGCCCAAGUGGCCGAGCCAUUACAUUGACUCAGUCCCGCCCGGCGCCGUCGUCUUCGUCACAUGCUCCCCGCCGACGUCCAACGCGCUCUACGGAGGGCUGAUGAGCACGCGCGCCAAGGCCAGCGGCGCCGUCGGCUCCGUCAUCGAUGGCCGCUUCCGCGACGUGCAGGAGCAGAGGGAUCUGGACUACCCGGUCUUCGCCCGAGACGUAGGCACCACACCGCCCGGUCCGCUGUUCAAGGUCGUCGCCGUCAACGAGCCGGUCACGGUCGACAAUGAUGGGCAGGAUGUCGUCAUCCAUCCUGGGGAUUAUCUCGUCGGGGACGCGAACGGCGUGGUUGUGCUGCCCAAGGGACUGGCCGAGCGGGCGCUGCCGCUGAUGGCGAAGCAAGUCGAGGCCGACGCGAAGAUGGCGGCGGAGAUCCGGAAGGGCAUGACGUUCACAGAGGCCAGCAAGCGCUUCCGGUCGUGAGGUAGGUGUUGCUGCACUGACCGGUAUGAAAGAAAAGAGAUUACAGUCUUGAACGCCUUACCCGGGCCUGGAAGGAUAUAGCGCCCUGUACAGAAUACAUUGGUCUGAACUUCGAUUCGAGCCACUCGUUUACUUUCUUACUUUUCUAGCAGGGUAUCUAUUCUUUCAGGACCUCGUGAAACAGAGGUCAUAUAAGCGGCUGCGGCUUGUAUGCAAGUAACACUUCCCCCCCAAACAUGAGUUCGUGGUGUAAUUAGCACCGCAGUCGGCGGGCGAUUACGCGAGCUCUAGCGAUGAUACCAUCCAAC